AUGACCGAUUAUGAAAUUGAUGUGGACAAGCUGAUCCAACUAUGGAUCGCACAUGGUUUUAUCCAGGAACAAAAAGAAGUCCGUCCUGAGACAAUUGGCCAAUGGAUUUUCAAUGAGCUGGCCUCAAGGUCAUUCUUUGUGGAAGUGAAGCAAGUCCGAGUCUCAUUCAACGAGCGUAGUAGGAGGGAUAAUUAUUCCAAGCAUACAUGUAAAAUCCACGAUCUGAUGCAUGAUGUUGCACUAUCUACAAUGGAAAAAGAAUGUGCUCUCGCACCUGAGAAGCCAGGUCAGACUGAUUGGCUUCCAGAUACAGCUCGCCACUUACUUUUGUCUUGUGAAGAACCAGAAAUUAAUUUGAAUGAUUCUCUGGCGAAAAUAUCUCCAGCAAUGCAGACACUUCUGUGCGAUAGGAAAAUGAAACAUCCACUGCAGCAUUUAUCAAAAUACAGCUCUUUGAAGGCAUUACAGCUCUAUACAUGGAGCAGGGUAUUCCCCUUGAAAUCAAGGCAUCUGCCGCACUUAAGGAACCUUGAUAUCUCAAACAGUGGUAUUGAAGCACUUCCGGAAGAUAUUAGCAUUUUAUAUAACCUGCAAACAUUGAAUGUCUCUGGCUGCUAUCAACUUUGUCGGCUUCCAAGGCAGUUGAAGUAUAUGACUGCCCUCCGUCAUCUCUACACUCAUAAUUGUCCAGGGAUGAGGAACAUGCCUGGUGAUCUAGGAAAACUCAUGUCACUACAGACACUUACAUGUUUUGUAGCAGGUCCUGCUGGCUCUGAGUGCAGUGGUGUUGGAGAGUUGCAACAGUUAAACCUUGGUGGUGAGCUGCAGAUACAUCAACUAGAGAAUGUGACAGAAGAAGAUGCAAAAGCAGCAAAUCUCAAAAACAAGAAGGAACUUCGAGAAUUGUCAUUAAGAUGGACCGUUGGUGGUAGGGAUGAUGCAAGAGUGCUCGAGGGUCUCGAACCUCAUGAUGGGCUGCAGGCUACAAGGAUAGAAUCCUACGGAGGCACCACCUUUCCAACAUGGAUGGCUAUCUUGCUAAACAUGGUUGAGAUCCAUCUUUCCGAUUGUAAAAAACUUCAAUGGUUAUUCAGUUGUGGCACAUCCUUCACUUUUCCAAAUCUGAAGGAGUUUACACUACAAGGUCUGGAUUGUUUGGAAGGAUUGUGGGAAACAACAAAUGAGGAGAAAGACAUACUGUUUCCUCAGCUUGAGAAGUUGUGUGUUACAGAUUGUCCAAAGCUGGCAAUGAAUGCUAAAUGGCCAAAGCUGACCGUGUUAGACUUUGAGGGAGGCGAGGAAGAACUAUUCCUGUGGUUAGCUAGAUAUUUGACUUCGUUGACCAAUCUGAAGCUGCAGAACCGUAAAAACACGGAAACAACCUCGGUAGCGGUGGGUGAUCAUAGUUAUAGUACACAAGUGGUGAACGCCAGGGAAAAAUGGAAUCAUCAUGAUUUCCCUCUGGCAGAGAUGAGCUUAAAUGGCUUAAAGUCAGGUGUAACCGAGCUAUGUGCAUGUUUUGUACAGCUUCAGCACUUGUACAUUCGUGAUUGUGCUGCACUUGUCCACUGGCCAGAGAAAGAGUUCCAAAGCUUGGUGUCAUUGAGGACUCUACAGAUUAGAUACUGCAAACAACUGGUUGGAUGCGGAGAUGCUCCUGCAGCUGAGCCAUCAACAGUAUCAGAACCCUCGAGUCAGCCCCUGCCACAUCUCAAGUCUCUCGAGAUAUGGGGUUGUGAAAGCAUGGUAGAGAUCUUCAAACUCCCUGCAUCCCUGAGGAAUAUGAGAAUUGAGGAUUGCAGUAAGCUCAAAUCCAUAUUCAGCAGGAGUCUGCAGAGUGGAGAGUCAGCAUCAUCGAUUCUUGAAGGGUCACCUGUACAUUCAGAGGUGACAUCACCAUCAGCCGUAGCCAGGGUGAAACAUUUUCGCUUUCCAUGUUUAGAAGAGAUAUUGAUAUCACGGUGUGACGGCUUAACAGGGGUCCUCGGUCUCCCCCCAUCCCUCAAGGAAAUUACCGUUUUUAAGUGCUGCGAGUUGAGAUCAGUGGAAUCUCACUCUGGAGAGUUCCCAUCGUUGGAGAGCCUUUCUAUUGUAAAUUGCAAAAGCCUGUCAUCCCUACCUGAUGGGCCGCAAUCAUACGCAUCUCUCCGGUCUCUUAGGAUUCGAAACUGUCCUGGUAUAAAGAUGCUCCCUACAGGCCUGCAACAAUGUCUAAGCAGCCUCGGGUACAAAAGUCUAGAUGCAAGCUAUCAAGGUUAUCUACCGAAUUACCGCACUGAUCCGCACAUGGUCGUCACUAACUCCGGUGGCAGCCAGGGAGCUUAUGGUUACUGGCAGAUCCCACCACUGCUGCCCCUGCACCGAGCUCCCCACCCCAACUACCUCCACCGCACCGGCCCCCUCCACCGCCCCUGCGCCAGCCCCCUCCACCGGCCCUCCGCCGCCCCUGCGCCGGCCCUCCACCGCCCCUCCACCGGCCCCCUCCACUGCCCCCUCCACCGGCCGCCUCCACGGGCCCCUCCACCGGCCCCUCCACCAGCCCCCUCCACCGGCCCCUGCACUGAUAGACUAGGCUCCUCCAGCAGCAAGGACACACAUCAAUUUGACAUUGGAAGGGUCGUGGCAAGGCUUUUUGCUGGAGGGACAACCAUUGCCGAGCACACUUCGAGGGCAAAAAGGGACCCUAUGAGAGCCGAUUUGAAAGAUUUUGCCAUAGGCUUCACAUGUUCCGCCAAGAAAUUGAAUGCUUACGAUGUGAAUGGGUAUCGCUUUCAUACCCAUUGUUACGACAUGAGCCGGCCCGGUGUAAAGACAAUAAACAGCGGGGUCGAAACACUAGGGUCAGAUGGACUUUACUACUAUGGUAGAGUCGAGGAAAUGAUCGAGCUGGAUUACGGUUUGGGCGACUGGCAAAACCCUGUUGUAUUCAGAUGCCAUUGGUUCGACCCAACCAGAGUCAGGCGGCACCCAGACAUAGGAUUGGUCGAAAUUCAGCGAGCAUACAAGUAUGACGGAGAUGAUGUCUAUAUUUUGGCUAACCAGGCCAAGCAGGUAUUCUAUCUACCAUAUGCAUGCCAAACUGUGAAGAACCUGAAGGGCUGGGAUGUUGUGAUCAAUGUACCCACGCAUAGUAAACCAGCUGCUCCAACCGAUGAAGAUUACCAACGCAUAAAUCCUAACACAUAUGAGGGUGAGUUCUAUCAGGAAGAUGGGCUCAUAGGAGAAUUUUGUAUUCACUUGCCCACUGACGACGAUGAAAUGGAAGUAGACGGUGAGCAAGAUGAAGAUGAUGGCAUGGAAGGAGGCGAUGAGCCAGAUGUUGAUGAAAUCAUUGAAGACCCCAUGGACCUGAAUUUACUUGAACGAGUCCGUCUAGGUGAAGACGAUGAGUCAGACGGUCCACCUCCAGACUACGAUUCAAGACGGUGGGACGACAUGCGCGACAGCGACGAUGAAACUCCCGGGCCAACUGAUGAUCCAAACGAUGAGGACUAUGACUUUUGA
This is a messenger RNA of Hordeum vulgare subsp. vulgare (domesticated barley), 3504 nucleotides long. Its product is annotated as putative disease resistance protein At3g14460. Bases 1 to 3504 code for a protein of 1167 amino acids. NCBI's taxonomy places the organism in Eukaryota, Viridiplantae, Streptophyta, Magnoliopsida, Poales, Poaceae. The transcript is spliced from 7 exons. The record is from RefSeq and is a predicted model, not a curated record.